AUGGCUACUAGCAGCGACGAGGAGAAGAAUAAACGAACAGAUGCAGUUUCCCCAGACUCUUCCCCGGAUGCGAAGGUCCCACUUCACGAAUCCACUCCACAGUCUCCACCCACGCCGCCAAAUGGCGGACUAAGUGCUUGGCUGUGUGUGCUUGGUGCAUUUUUUAUAUUCACGAAUACUUGGGGAAUUACUGCAAGCUUUGGAGCUUUUCAGUCUUAUUAUAUCACCACUUUGCCUGAGUCUGCAUCAUCGAUAUCAUGGAUUGGCAGUAUACAAUCAUUUCUGGUAGUGUUUGUUGGCAUUGUAUCCGGGCCACUGUUUGAUCGAGGUUAUAUUCGUAUCUUGAUGGCCACUGGGUGCUUCUUGAUUGUGUUUGGGACGAUGAUGCUUAGUCUCUCGACCAAGUAUUAUCAAAUAAUCCUCUCCCAGGGAAUUGUCAUUGGUCUGGGAGCCGGCCUAGUCUAUAUUCCUGCACUCGCCAUUAUCUCAACUCAAUUCACCACUAAACGACCAUUUGCGAUCGGAUGUGCCUCCUCAGGAUCAAGCAUAGAACCAAAGGUUGGAUUUGGUUGGGCUGUCCGCGCCAUCGGCUUCAUCAGUCUCGGCACACUCGCUGUCUCCCUCGCCAUACUAAGCCGGCACAAAAGGCCAAAGUCUGCGACUAAAAAAGCUCUUUUCGAUUUUAAAGCGUUCACUGAACUUCCAUUCCUAGGCUUCGCCGUUUCUCUUCUUCUCAUAUUUGUAGCAUUCUACAUUCCCCUCUUCUAUAUCCCUUCCUACGCCAUUUACAGCCUCAAGAUUGACGAAAAUCUCUCCUUUUACCUCUUAGCUAUUACCAACGCCGGUUCAUUCUUUGGUCGAACAGUUCCAUUCCUGAUUGCCAACCGCGUCGGUUCCAUUCAAAUAUUUGUUUUUUGGACCGUUGCCGCUGUCAUCGUAAUGUUCUCUUGGUUGGGCAUACACAAUGAAGCGGGCUUUAUAGUGUUUUGCAUUAUCUGGGGAUUCAUAUCAGGCGUCCUCGUGACAGCACCCGCUGCAGCGGUGGCACACCCAACACUAUCGCCCUCAAUGAGUGUCAUAGGAACUCGAUUGGGUAUGAGUUGGAUCACAGCGGCAAUUGGAAUUCUCAUCGGGCCACCUAUUGCUGGAGCUUUGGUGGAUCUCAAUACAGACUAUUUUGUCAAGGCUAUUGUCUUUGCUGGGGUAGUCAUGGCUGCUGGAGCACACAAUGAAAUGUGGCCAGUUCCGAACUUGGGUCCAACUCCAAGUUCUGAAAAUGAGGAAGACUGGACCCAAAUUACCGAACCAAGGAUGAGGAAAAGAGUUCAGAAUCGUUUAUCACAACGCAAGCAUAGACAAAAAUCACGCGCUGAUUUCAAUGCUAUCCAACACGAAAAUUUUUGGAAACAACAAACCCCGCUGGAAAGAUUAUCACCACCCGGGUUGGACCCUCUAUCAAACAACUCUACUCCUUCACAAUAUAAUUACGACAUUUCAAGUCCAUCAUCAUACCGGUCGCCCUCACUAGAAACCUGCUGGGAUGAUACUAUUCAAGUUGAUAGCAUCCCACAAGAGAUAUUCGAUGCUAGCUAUGAAGAUUUCCACACUUCAUUUCCCCAUGCUAGUUCAUUACUAGAAACAGAUAAUUGUAUACCUUAUACAAACAAUUCAGGAUCUCGGGCAAUCGAUCCUCUCGUUGAUCUGGUAUCACAACAGCAACCGCUCCCAGAGAUCAAACACUGUAUCUCGAGAUACACUACUCCUCAUGACUGGGAGCUUGCUGACCUCAACAAAAUCUAUUCGACUAAUACGGCAAAUGCACCGAUCUAUCGCGUUACAGCUUCAUCAACGCCGCCAGAACCAGAUCUUCAGUCACCGUCGUGGCAAUUGGACAAUAUCCCUGCGGCUCAAAACGGCAUCAUACUUCCCCCUCAAUUGCCUAGGAAGAAUGAACUUCAACACUCAACAUGUUCACUAUGCGGGUGUCAUAAGAUAACACCUCUAGACAAGACCCAUACUUCCAUUACGGCUAGCAACAAAGUGCAAUUAAGACCAACAAUACUUCAGCAUUCUGGCUCAGAACUACCAUCUUCAGGUUCUCCAGUGCAUAGCCACGCAUUGUCAUCUACUCUCGCCUCAAGUAGUACCACAAUAGACACUUUGCUCACAGAUGGACUGCCACUAGAUUUGGCCGGGUACAGUCUAGUCCUCGUCAAGAAACCACAUAAUACCUAUUGA
This is a messenger RNA of Botrytis fragariae, 2238 nucleotides long. Its product is annotated as putative mfs monocarboxylate transporter protein. Gene Ontology annotation, biological process: regulation of DNA-templated transcription; transmembrane transport. The transcript is spliced from 5 exons. Bases 1 to 2238 code for a protein of 745 amino acids. Gene Ontology annotation, molecular function: transmembrane transporter activity; DNA-binding transcription factor activity. Gene Ontology annotation, cellular component: fungal-type vacuole membrane. The record is from RefSeq and is a predicted model, not a curated record. Lineage: Eukaryota; Fungi; Ascomycota; Leotiomycetes; Helotiales; Sclerotiniaceae.